UUCCUAUAGUGUAACUACAUCUUUUUAUUUUCAAGUCUAGUAAAAUGGGUCUAAAGUCUGUGUUGUGUGCUAAGAUAGAAAUGAAAGCUAAUAAGGAUGUGUUUCAUGAUGUCUUUACAAAUAAACCACACCAUGUCUCUACUAUGUGCCCUUUGCAUGUACAAGGUUGUGAGCUUCUUGAGGGUGUCUUUGGAACGGUUGGAUCCAAAAUUUGUUGGACAUAUAUUCUUGAAGGGGAAAAGAGGAUCUCGAAGCAGGUAGUUGAAACUGUAGAUCACGAAACAAAAGUGCUCACAUUCAAAGAAUUUGAAGGAGAUAUAGUGAAUAAAUAUGACAAUUUUAAGGCAACUCUUCAUAUCGAAACAAAAGACGAAAUCGAUUUGGUAAGUUGGACAAUGGAGUAUGAAAGGCCAAAUGAGAAUGUCCCUGAACUAGUAAAUUUGUUGGACUUCGUUGUUGGUAUGACCAAAGGUAUUGAUGACCAUCAUGUCAAGAUGAAUUAAUAGGAUCAUAUAUGCAUAUGUGUGUGAGCUCUACACUAAUUUGUUUCUUGUUUGAGAGUAUGGUAAAAAAUAAUCCAUGUUGGUAUCUUUGGUGAUUUGAUGUUUGUUUCUGUAAUUGAUACUUUAUCAACUAUGUAAUUUGUGUGUUGUGUAAUAAGACACGGGUGUGAAGUUUAUAUAUUAA
This is a messenger RNA of Solanum pennellii, 687 nucleotides long. Its product is annotated as kirola-like. Gene Ontology annotation, biological process: defense response. Bases 45 to 503 code for a protein of 152 amino acids. The record is from RefSeq and is a predicted model, not a curated record. NCBI's taxonomy places the organism in Eukaryota, Viridiplantae, Streptophyta, Magnoliopsida, Solanales, Solanaceae. The transcript has 2 exons.